AGGGUGGGAUGGGAACUUGGAGGAGAAAGGAUUCACCUGGUUACUGGAUGAUGCCAAAGGUAAUAAUUUUUGCCUUACGUUGAAUCUUUGUAUUUUAAAAAUCCUGCGCAGCACUUUUCUUGUAAAGAUUUUACUUUUACUCUCAUUUUUUAUACGUGUGACCAAUAGAUCAACCAACUUCCGAGAGCGGCAUACCUCUGUCCCCAGUCCACUAUGGCUUUACUCUAAAGUAGCUGAUGCUAAGAUGUUACCUGCUGGAGUGUCUGUGGAUACAAGAGCGAAUUUGCCCCAUGGGGCCACUGGUGAUCCCAAUUUGAAAGAUGGUUGUUGUUUAGAUGGUUCUCAGGACAAGAAAGAAUGGAGGAGGGCUGCACCCGAUCUUGAAAGCAGUCGCUACUGGCAUGAAGAGGAGAGAGAAACUAGCAUACUUGGCCAAAGAGAUUGCAGAAAAGAUGACCGUCGCACUGAUAUUUCUUCAACAAUGGAUGUUCCUGGAAAUAGGACCUUAUUGUCUUCAGAGCGAUGGCAAGAUGUUAGUAGUAGUGGUUCAGGGCUUGAAUUUCGAAGAGAAAACAAGUGGUCUUCAAGAUGGGGUCUUGAAAAAAGGUUCUCGAAAUGACAAGAGAACAUAUGCUAAGAAGGAAGAUGCCCCUUCCGAGAAACAAACUCUUGCUAGUGGGGGUCGCUUAGCUUCUGAGCGUGAGAAUGAUUCUCGUGAUAAAUGGAGGCCACAUCAUCGUUUGGAAAUUCAUGCUGGUGGGUCUGCUUCUUACAGCAGUGCUCCAUGAUUCCGUUUGGAGAGGGGACAAGUGAAGAGAUCAAAUGUGGGUUUUACAGCAGGACGAGGGAAGCCACAAUCUGUUUCUGUUAUUGGAGCUCUUCCCGUGGAUAAAAACAAGACCUUUAAUGCAUAUUGCUAUCCAAGAGGAAAACUACUUGACAUUUACCGCAAGCAAAAGGCUGCUACAAAUUUUGACACCCUACCUGAUGAAAUGGAUCAUUCAUCAACUGUAACACAAAAAGAAAUUGUUGAGCCUUUCGCUUUUGUUCCUCCUUUUGCAGAGGAAGAGGUUGUCCUUGGAGAUAUAUGGAAAGGAAAAAGUACAAGCAGUGAUGUGAUCUGCGGCUCAUUUAGGGACACAAGUGAAGAAAAACAAUGUUUCUCGGUUAACAGGGACGGCAGUGUUGAAUCUGGUGAGAAGGCUUCUGUAAACAAUAAUUAUCAAGGGAAUCACGCUGAGACAUUAUAUGUGUCAGAUUCACAGAUGAUUAUGACAAAAGAAAUGAAUGGUUCAAAAGGUGGGCAAAGAUAUAUGACACCAUCUUAUAUUUAUGUAACGGAUGCGUUGGGGUCAGGUAAGGAGAUUGAUGGUUCCAAAAAUUACAUGGAUGGAUUAAAAUCUUUUGAUAAGCGACAAGUAGCUGAUAUGAGAACGGAAAAGGACUCUAAUGCGGAGGACAAUGUAUCAUCCAUGCAAUUAGGAGUGGGUAGCGAGCUUCCUGAAGGCUCAAGCUCUCUAUUUGGUUUUCAGUCACUACAGCCUACUCUUGGUUGUGACCAGAUAAAUGUUGAGGGCAAUAAGGAAGCACAUUCACAAGAAAGUAUCACCGCUGCUGAGGAAUUGAGUUUGUGCUAUCUUGAUCCUCAAGGGGUAAUUCAGGGACCAUAUAUGGGGAUUGACAUAAUUUCAUGGUUUGAGCAAGGUUAUUUUGGUACAGACUUACCUGUUCGAUUGGCAAAUGCUCAUGAUGGAUCGCCUUUCCGAGAACUUGGUUUGAGCAAGGUUAUUUUGGUACAGACUUACCUGUUCGAUUGGCAAAUGCUCAUGAUGGAUCGCCUUUCCGAGAACUUGGUGAAGUGA
This is a messenger RNA of Hibiscus syriacus, 1862 nucleotides long. RefSeq lists its product as uncharacterized. Gene Ontology annotation, molecular function: protein binding. The record is from RefSeq and is a predicted model, not a curated record. The transcript is spliced from 6 exons. Bases 993 to 1862 code for a protein of 289 amino acids. Lineage: Eukaryota; Viridiplantae; Streptophyta; Magnoliopsida; Malvales; Malvaceae.